AUGAUUUGGAAUUUCAUGUUUCCGACUGGAAUUAUCAUUGCCGCUGUUUUUGUGCCUUUCGCAAUCUCCACCACGAAUAGUACAAUUGCGCCUGCACCCACGAACCUCACAGAUGUGUUCCAUCGCUACCCAACCUGGGCAGAUCUUGCACAAAAUAUCAUGCCUGUUUGUCUCUUUGUGGAUCGUUAUGUCACGCUGGUUUUCUACAUUGUUGGAUUCCCCGGAAAUCUUGUAUCUUUCGUUGUGUGGACCAGCCGUCGUGUGUACAUUGGGAACUCGGCUGCCAUCUACCUGGCGGCCGUAUCUCUGAAUGAUAUAUUUGUGCUUGUGUUCGCUCUGUUGCGCGAUCUAUCGCGCACUUGGUCCGUGAAUGUGUACAAUCCACCUGGUGCUUGUGAGGUGAAAAACACGUUACAGACAGCCGUUCAAUAUGCAUCGCCCUUGUUUGUUCUUGGUUUCACAGUGGAACGAUGGCUGGCCAUCUAUCGACCGUUCGCCAUUGAGCGUAUCAGCUCGCCUCGUCGAGCGAUCUACAUCUGUAUUGGAAUCAUUGUGGGCACAAUUAUUACCUGUUCCGGCAAUGCGGUCGUAUUUAUGGCCGAUAACCGUGGGGAGUGCGACAAACGUUUCAAACAGACCAGAGCACCCGACGUUUAUUUCGCCAGCCUCGAACUGGUAUUUUCGUUCGUAGUCCCCUUGCUUGUAUUGCUAUUCAAUUGCCUUGUUAUUCGAGAGUUGGCAAGGAUUCAUCGAGCGGAUAAACAAUUGGCCUCGGCCUCUGCUCGACUAUCGACAAUAAUGCCCUCGGAAGAUGCGAACACUGCACCAGGUACCAGACUUGGGGCCCCUUUCGCACCGUCACCACGGCCUGAGGGGAUUAGAUCUUCCCGUUCCAGUCACACGGAUCAGCCGUAUACGGGAUCCGGUGUCACGUUUCCAUUGCCCGAGUCCAAAAGGCGAUCAGGACAUGUAGGUUCGAAUGGAUCUCAGGUUUCCCGACGGCAGUCAAAAGCACGUGAUGUCAAUAUCGAACAAAAUGGAAAACGAUCGGGACAGAGUAGCCCAAGCUUCCGAUCUACGACCUUGAUGUUGUUGAUUGUGAGUUUCUACAUGAUCAUCACAACUCUGCUCGGUGGAAUUCUCUACGUCCUGCAUCACAUGCAAAAGUUCCCGAAUCCCAGUCUCAGUGAUGAAGAGAUGCAAACAGACCCGGACUGGAUAACCUACACGCGUCUCAUGACUAUCAAAGCUUUCGGGGACGAAUUCGCUCUGUCCUAUUAUGCUUUCGGAUUUUUUAUCUACUAUUGCACAGGACAGAAUUUCCGAAACCGCGUGCAUCAGUUAUUACGCCGUCUUUUAAUUUUCUGCGGAUUUCACUGUAAAUCUUUAUCAAGACUCGGUGUGAGUGAGGAGUUGGAAUUCACUUCUGCCGCGAGACAACGAACACAACGAACCCGUGCGACCACCGGAGUCAAUCCUAGAUUUGACGACGGGCGAGCAGGAGCCGGAGGUGGUGGUGUGAUUAACGCAGCGGCUGAAUUAUUGCCGUCCAACUCAUCCGCCAUGAAUGGAGUCCCGAAUAAAAGUGGUGAGGACACCAGUCUACAGAACCACACAGAUUCCCUGUCCCACUCAGUCAGUUUAAUACCAACAACAGCUAUGGCCUAACCGUCUUCUAGCCGAGUCCCAAUGUCAUGUCUCGAAACUUUAUGCGCCCGUCCUCCUUGUGUAUUUUGCUUUUGCCCACCCUUGCCAUCGAGUAUUUUUAUCCACUGAUCCACAAAUCAAAUGGUUGGAACAGCA
Opisthorchis viverrini is the source of this 1803-nucleotide messenger RNA. RefSeq lists its product as hypothetical. NCBI's taxonomy places the organism in Eukaryota, Metazoa, Platyhelminthes, Trematoda, Opisthorchiida, Opisthorchiidae. Gene Ontology annotation, biological process: G protein-coupled receptor signaling pathway. Gene Ontology annotation, molecular function: G protein-coupled receptor activity. The record is from RefSeq and is a predicted model, not a curated record. Gene Ontology annotation, cellular component: plasma membrane. The transcript has 2 exons. The coding region runs from base 1 to 1668 and encodes 555 amino acids.